AUGCCACGAGUCUCCUAUGAUUUGAUGGGGACCGAGUGGACAUCUGGACAACAACAGCAGCGGCCCCAAUUCCUCGGACACAACACCACCAUCUCCCUCAAGACACACGACACGCCGCCAUUACUUACCCCAGGCGCUGCUCACUAUCUAAUCUCUCUUUUGCUACGAGCGGGCAUCGGCAUUUUUAUUAAUCGUCGAUACUCCCUCCUUACGAAGUUACGAACCCCUUCGAUACCGCCCCCCCCAUUUUGAUGCCAGGUGCCUGGGCCUAGGUAUCCUCCACCAACCAAGAUGCAGUCCGCUUCGGGCAUGCUCACAAAAUUCGAGUCCAAGUCGUCGCGCGCAAAGGGAAUUGCAUUCCAUCCCAAACGACCAUGGAUCCUCGUCUCGCUUCACUCCUCGACCAUUCAGCUUUGGGACUACCGUAUGGGCACACUGAUUGACCGAUUCGAAGAGCACGAUGGCCCCGUCCGCGGUGUCGAUUUCCACAAGACGCAGCCCCUGUUCGUCUCGGGUGGUGACGACUACAAGAUCAAGGUCUGGUCUUACCAGACCAGGAGGUGUCUGUUCACCCUGAACGGUCACUUGGACUACAUUCGAACCGUCUUCUUCCACAACGAGCUCCCUUGGAUUGUCAGCGCCUCUGACGAUCAGACGAUUCGGAUAUGGAACUGGCAGAACCGCUCCCUGCUUUGCACCAUGACGGGCCACAACCACUAUGUCAUGUGUGCCCAAUUCCACCCCAAAGAUGCCGACCUCGUCGUGUCCGCCUCGCUCGAUCAGACUGUUCGUGUUUGGGAUAUCUCCGGCUUGCGCAAGAAACACUCCGCCCCUGCGUCCAUCUACGAAAGUCAAAUGAACCAGGCCAACCAACAACAAGCCGAUAUGUUUGGAAACACCGAUGCCGUCGUCAAGUUCGUUCUCGAGGGUCACGAUAGAGGCGUUAACUGGGUCUCGUUCCACCCUACCAUGCCCCUGAUAGUGUCGGCGGGCGACGAUCGUCUCAUCAAAUUGUGGCGUAUGAGCGAAACCAAGGCGUGGGAGGUCGAUACUUGCCGCGGGCAUUUCCAGAACGCCAGUGGGUGCUUGUUCCACCCUCACCAGGAUCUCAUUCUUUCGGCCGGCGAGGAUAAGACGAUUCGUGUUUGGGAUCUGAACAAGCGUACGGCGGUACACACGUUCAAGAGAGAAAACGACAGAUUCUGGGUCAUCGCCGCGCAUCCUGAGAUCAACCUUUUCGCUGCUGGACACGAUAAUGGUGUAAUGGUGUUCAAGUUGGAGCGCGAGAGACCCGCGUCGGCUGUUUACCAAAACCAGCUCUUCUAUAUCACCAAGGAGAAGCAUGUCAAGUCAUACGACCUGCAAAAGAACGUCGAGUCCCCAACUCUGCUGUCUCUCAAGAAGCUGGGCAGCCCCUGGGUUCCCCCAAGGACGCUGUCUUACAACCCUGCUGAGCGUUCGGUUCUUGUCACAUCCCCAGCGGACGGCGGCUCUUAUGAGCUCAUCAACCUUCCCCGUGAUGGUACCGGCGCCAUUGAGCCAACCGAGUCCAAGCGGGGCUCUGGUAACUCGGCCAUCUUUGUUGCCCGUAACCGCUUUGCCGUCCUGAACACCGCUGCCCAAACCAUCGAUAUCAAGGACCUUCAGAACAACGUUACCCGGUCCUUCAAGCCCCCUCUUGGCACUAGCGACAUCUACUUCGGCGGCACGGGUAACCUUCUCAUCAUCAGCCCCACGGCAGUACACCUUUACGAUGUUCAGCAGAAGAAGACCACUACCGAGCUCGCCGUAAAUGGUGUCAAGUACGUCGUCUGGUCCAACGAUGGCCUCUAUGCCGCUCUCCUCAGCAAGCACAAUGUCACCAUUGUGACCAAGACCCUUGAGCAGAUCAGCACGCUCCACGAAACGAUCCGCAUCAAGAGCGCCACCUGGGACGACGCCGGCGUCUUGUUGUAUUCCACCCUUAACCACGUGAAGUACACGCUGUUGAACGGCGACAAUGGUAUCGUGCGCACUCUUGAUCAGACUGUCUAUCUUGUGAGGGUCAAGGGCCGUAACGUCUACUGCUUGGAUCGUGCUGCGAAGCCCAGAAUCCUCCAGAUUGACCCUACCGAGUACCGCUUCAAGCUUGCCCUUGUCAAGAGAAACUACGAGGAGAUGCUGCACAUCAUUCAGAACUCCAGCUUGGUCGGCCAAUCCAUUAUUUCGUACCUGCAAAAGAAGGGCUACCCAGAGAUUGCCCUUCAGUUCGUGCAAGACCCCACCACCCGCUUCGAGCUUGCGAUUGAGUGCGGAAACCUUGAGGUGGCUGUUGAGAUGGCCAAGCAGCUGGACAGGCCAAAAUUGUGGACGAGAUUGAGCGCCGAGGCCCUUGCUCACGGGAACCACUCCAUUGUUGAGAUGUGCUAUCAGAAGCUCAAGCAGUUCGACAAGCUCUCCUUCCUAUAUCUCACAACCGGUGACGAGGCCAAGCUGACUAGGAUGGCCAAGAUUGCUGAGCACCGCGGAGACUUUGGCUCUAGAUUCCAAAACGCCCUCUAUCUCGGUGAGGUUGAGGACAGAAUCCAGAUGUUCAAGGAGAUCGAUCUUUAUCCUCUGGCCUACGCUACAACCAAGGCCCACGGUCUGGAUGAGGAGUGCCAAUCGAUCUUGGAGGCUGCCGGUCUCACAGAAGACGAGCUCAACCUCCCCACCUUUGGCGAACCUCUCACGCCUCCCAAGCCCGUUGUUCCUACAUACAAGGCCAACUGGCCAACAAAGGCCACAUCGCAAUCCUUCUUCGAGAAGGCGCUGCUUGGCCAGAUGGAGGGUCUUUCAUUAGAAGACGAGUCAGCGGUGGUUAAUCGUGUUGACGCCGAAGCUGAGGAGGAUGGCGCUAAGCGCGACCUCCUUGGAGACGCCGAUGAGGAGGAGGAGGAUGCUGGCGGCUGGGACAUGGGUGAUGACGUUGUGCCAGAGAUUGAGGAGGGCCUGGCCGAUGUCAACAUCGCUGAGGCUGGUGGUGCUGGCAGCAGCGAGGCUGAACUCUGGGCUCGCAACUCACCUCUGGCUGUUGACCAUGCUGCCGGUGGCUCGUUUGAGUCUGCGAUGCAACUGCUCAACCGUCAGGUUGGUGCCGUCAACUUUGCUCCUCUCAAGUCCCGGUUCUUGGAAGUAUACCAGGCUUCCAAGACAUAUCUCCCUGCGUCGGCCGGCCUUCCCCCAUUAGUCAACUAUGUUCGCCGCACGGUAGAGGAGGCUGAUCUUAGAAAGGUGUUUCCCGUCAUCCCCAGGGAUCUGGAGUACCUUGCCGAGCAUGAUCUUCACCGCGGUUACAAGUGCAUGAAGACCAACAAGCUGGAAGAGGGUGUGACUAUCUUCAAGAAUAUCCUGCACUCGCUGCUUGUCAACGCGGUUGGCUCGGAGGACGAGGUUGCGGAGGCCAAGAAGGUCAUUACUGCUGCUGCCGAGUAUACCCUCGCCAUGUCGAUUGAGCUUGAGCGCAGGUCUCUUGGCACACCAGAGGCCAUCCUGGCCAACCCCAAGCUCCUGAAGCGGAACUUGGAGCUUGCCGCUUACUUUACCAUUCCCAAGAUUGAGGUGGCUCAUCGCCAGUUGGCUCUGUCUAAUGCCAUGACUCAGUCGAUGCGCAGCAAGAACUACAGCAGCGCGUUGAGCUUUGCUAACAGGAUAAUCUCCAACGGUGAUGCUGGCGGCGCUUUGGCCAAGCUUUUGGAAGCUGCUCGGAGAAACAAGGCCACCUGUGAGCGCAACCCUCACGACGCGGUGGAGAUUGAGUUUGAUCAAUUUGCCGAGUUUGAGAUUUGCGCGGCGAGCUACACGCCCAUCUACAGCGGCACCUCGUAUGAGGAGUGCGCGUUUGACGGAUCCAAGUACCACACCAAGUACAAGGGCACCGUCUGCAAGGUGUGCGAAGUGUGCGAGGUUGGCAAGCACGGCAGCGGUUUGAAGCUUUUUGCUUGAUCAAAAUGGGUUGGUUUGGUUGGCUGGUUGGUUGCGGUAGCAGGCGGGAGUCUUGAUAUAUAAUCGCCUUGCUGUUAUUGUUGUUGUUGUUGUUGUUGUUGUUAGGUCUUUUUCGUUUGUCAAAAACGGGGGAGCGGAAAAGCAAAGGGGGGGAAGGAAGGA
Podospora pseudopauciseta is the source of this 4125-nucleotide messenger RNA. RefSeq lists its product as uncharacterized. Gene Ontology annotation, molecular function: protein binding; structural molecule activity. The record is from RefSeq and is a predicted model, not a curated record. The coding region runs from base 292 to 3963 and encodes 1223 amino acids. Gene Ontology annotation, cellular component: COPI vesicle coat. Gene Ontology annotation, biological process: endoplasmic reticulum to Golgi vesicle-mediated transport; intracellular protein transport; retrograde vesicle-mediated transport, Golgi to endoplasmic reticulum. NCBI's taxonomy places the organism in Eukaryota, Fungi, Ascomycota, Sordariomycetes, Sordariales, Podosporaceae. The transcript is spliced from 7 exons.